AUGCAGUCUCUGCUCACCAGGACUAAGAACUUUCUAACACCGACUGGCUCAUCGGCAAAUCUACAUGAGUCUGGUAAAUUCAGAACAGAGAAACAAGCAGAGUCUCUCUUCCAGCAAACGGAUCCCAAGAUCGAUGGCGAAGACUGCUUACACGACUGUGCAUCGUGUACAGAACAACUGCCAAGGAAAUGGUCGAUAGACGAAGAGGACCAAUUAUACGGCCAUGUUAAGGGUUGGGAAACACAUCUGAUCGUUGGCACAGGCAAGACGGACUGGGUGAGGGAUGUGACAGAGGAACAAGGCUCCUUGAUGCAAGCUGUUGGAGAGCUAGGGCUGGAUCUGAGUAACGGAAAACUCAUGCUGAGUGCCUCUGAUAUGCCGUAUAGCUCGGACUCUGGAAAUGCCCACGAUGCAUGGGGUUCGAGUGACGGUCAGAAAGGAGGAGAUUAUGUCAAUGAAGGCCGGACAAAGUGUAUCGUCUUGCCGAGAUGGGAGGUCGUCACUAAUGUAGGAGUUAAGGAGGCGAAGUGGCUAUUGGACGACAUUAUCAGUAAAGGAAGCACAAACUCGACACCGAUAUCGAAGCCAUCAGCACGAAACUCUAUAUCCUUACAGAAAGGCGAAACGGUCGUGCAGAAGGAGCCCGAAGAACGACCUAGCACACCUGACGUCGCAGGCCUCUCCAUACAACACUCCCAACCACGACCACAACAGCAAUCGCCAAACCCAGACUCAAAUGGCUUACUAGCACCACCAUCCCACAACUCACAAAUUCCCACACCCAUUCUCAAACACCUCAACCCUCCACCCUCCAUCAGAAUCACGCCCCUCCACCACCGCGCCAUAAUCCUAAUGUGCAGCCACUCAACCCGCGACUGGCGCUGCGGCAAGUCCGCCCCGAUCCUAAAACGCGAAUUCGAACGGCACCUCCGCCCCCUCGGCCUCUACCGCGAGUUCGACGACGAACGGCCCGGCGGCGUGGGGAUAUAUUUCAUUAACCAUGUUGGUGGGCAUAAGUAUUCGGCGAAUGUGAUGAUUUAUAGGCGGGAGGGGAGGAAGAGGGAUGGGAUGGAUGAGGGAGAGGUGAGUGGGGAGGCGGUACAGGGCAUUUGGUUGGCGAGGGUGAGGCCGGAGGAUUGUGAGAAUAUUGUUCGGUAUACGGUUUUGCAGGGGAAGUUGGUGAAGCCGCAGCGGCAGUUGAGAGGUGGGUUUGAUAGGGAAAGGGGAGUGUUGAGUUGGUGA
Lithohypha guttulata is the source of this 1242-nucleotide messenger RNA. RefSeq lists its product as uncharacterized. The transcript has a single exon. NCBI's taxonomy places the organism in Eukaryota, Fungi, Ascomycota, Eurotiomycetes, Chaetothyriales, Trichomeriaceae. The coding region runs from base 1 to 1242 and encodes 413 amino acids. The record is from RefSeq and is a predicted model, not a curated record.